CUAGGGACUGUGUCUCCCCUCGUCCAUCUACUCUCCAGCCGGCUGCCCGCCCGCUGCCUCCUCCGUGCACCCGUCCAGCCUCGCCCACGUCGCCACCAUGAGCCAGGCCUACUCGUCCAGCCAGCGCGUGUCCUCCUACCGCCGCACCUUCGGUGGGGCCCCGAGCUUCUCGCUCGGCUCCCCGCUGAGCUCGCCCGUGUUCCCUCGAGCAGGCUUUGGCACCAAGGGCUCCUCGAGCUCGGUGACAUCCCGCGUGUACCAGGUGUCGCGCACGUCGGGCGGGGCUGGGGGCCUGGGGUCGCUGCGGACCAGCCGGCUGGGGGCGACCCGCGUGCCCGCGCCCUCCUCCUACGGCGCGGGCGAGCUGCUGGACUUCUCCCUGGCCGAUGCUGUGAACCAGGAGUUCCUAACCACACGCACCAACGAGAAGGUAGAGCUGCAGGAGCUCAAUGAUCGCUUUGCCAACUACAUUGAGAAAGUGCGCUUCUUGGAGCAGCAGAAUGCCGCGCUCGCUGCGGAGGUCAACCGGCUCAAGGGCCGCGAGCCCACGCGCGUCGCCGAGCUGUAUGAGGAGGAGAUGCGUGAGCUACGGCGUCAGGUGGAGGUGCUCACCAACCAGCGUGCCCGAGUGGACGUCGAGCGAGAUAACCUGAUCGAUGACCUGCAGCGGCUCAAGGCCAAGUUGCAGGAGGAAAUCCAGCUGAAAGAAGAAGCAGAGAACAAUUUGGCUGCCUUCCGAGCGGAUGUAGAUGCAGCCACUCUGGCUCGAAUUGACUUGGAGCGCAGAAUUGAAUCUCUCAAUGAGGAAAUUGCGUUCCUUAAGAAAGUGCAUGAAGAGGAAAUCCGAGAGCUACAGGCCCAGCUUCAAGAACAGCAGGUCCAGGUGGAGAUGGACAUGUCCAAGCCAGACCUCACAGCCGCCCUCAGAGACAUCCGGGCUCAGUACGAGAGCAUCGCGGCUAAGAACAUCUCUGAAGCUGAGGAGUGGUACAAGUCCAAGGUGUCAGACCUGACCCAGGCAGCCAACAAGAACAAUGAUGCACUGCGCCAGGCUAAGCAGGAGAUGAUGGAAUACCGACACCAGAUCCAAUCCUACACCUGUGAGAUUGACGCCCUCAAGGGCACUAAUGAUUCCCUGAUGAGGCAGAUGCGGGAGCUGGAAGAUCGCUUUGCUAGUGAGGCCAGUGGCUACCAGGACAAUAUCGCACGCCUGGAGGAGGAGAUACGGCACCUCAAGGAUGAAAUGGCCCGCCAUCUGCGCGAGUACCAGGACCUGCUCAAUGUGAAGAUGGCCCUGGAUGUGGAGAUUGCCACCUACCGGAAACUACUGGAGGGCGAGGAGAGCCGGAUCAACCUCCCUAUUCAGACCUUCUCUGCUCUCAACUUCCGAGAAACCAGCCCUGAGCAAAGGGGUUCUGAAGUUCAUACCAAGAAGACUGUGAUGAUCAAAACCAUUGAGACCCGGGAUGGGGAGGUUGUCAGUGAGGCCACACAGCAGCAACACGAGGUGCUCUAAAGCCAUAGAGCCUCAGAUAACAUCCGGGCCCUAUCCUCACUGCCUCCUGAAACCUGCCUCUUUCAUCCUGGGAUGCUGCACCUAACCACUUUCCUCCCCUCACAGCCUCUGACCCCUCCUCACUGACCACCCCUCAUGGGCCCUAUCUCGCCCAGCCCCAGGGAGCACCCAAACCACCUCUGCAGACCCCACAUUAAGUCCUGGCUUUUGGAAGUGGGUGAGCCUGGCUCUUACGUCAUGGAGCCCUGCCCAAGUCAUGAUGCUGUCCCCCUACUUCCCUGACCUCAGGCUCUAGCCUCUGACUUUGGAGAGAGCCCCAGAGCAGGGUGUUGGGAUCCACAGGGUAUUGGGACCUGGGGUGGGCUUAGAAAGCAGGGGCUGCAAGAGGGAACCCCGGAAGGUGCUGGAUGUGGGAGUAGGAAAUGCAGAAGGAGAGAGGAUGGGUGAGAUGCUGAAGAGGAGAGGAGAGAGAGAGGCAGAUUGUGGGCUUAGGCUGGCAGGAGGGCAUCACCUCCCCAUGCCUGCCCCUCCCCCUGCAGGGGCUCUGGACAGAACAAUAAAGAGAUGAGCACAAGCCUGCAUGACCCCUGCUGUGUUGAC
Molecule: messenger RNA, 2116 nt
Organism: Castor canadensis (American beaver)
Lineage: Eukaryota; Metazoa; Chordata; Mammalia; Rodentia; Castoridae
Gene: Des
Product: desmin
Biological process (GO): skeletal muscle organ development; intermediate filament organization
Cellular component (GO): cell-cell junction; sarcolemma; Z disc
Molecular function (GO): structural constituent of cytoskeleton
Source: RefSeq, a predicted model, not a curated record